Molecule: messenger RNA, 1329 nt
Organism: Aspergillus affinis
Lineage: Eukaryota; Fungi; Ascomycota; Eurotiomycetes; Eurotiales; Aspergillaceae
Product: ankyrin repeat domain-containing protein
Exons: 2
Coding region: 1-1329 (442 amino acids)
Molecular function (GO): protein binding
Source: RefSeq, a predicted model, not a curated record
AUGGAUUAUAUGGAUCCAACAAGUCUGAGCCGAUUUGCGCGAACUUUUCGGGGUUUCCACCAAUGUGCACGGCAGAAGUUGAGGCAGACAGCAAGAACAUACGCUCUCCCAUCCCAGGAUGUCUAUGAUAAAUACUUGACGAAGGAGCAGGAUGGUAGAUAUUAUGCAUACAUCUUUGGCGACCAAGAGAUCCCUCCCCGGGAACCCAUGGUCCAAGCUAUAAUAGAUGGGCGGCUUGAUGCCCUCAAAGGAUUCCUCGAUGCUGGCGUAAGUCCCGACUCCUACACUAUCAGUGGACAUCGAAUGCUCAGCGUGGCGAUUGUGCAUGAUCAAGUUGACUGCGCCAAUCUUCUUCUGCAGUACCAGGCCAACCCUCGCCUGCCAGACCUCACCGGCAACAUCGACGUGGAAUGCAGGGUACCGUUCUACCAUGCGGCAGCCAGUUGCAGGAUGGGAGGCGAGUUUAUAUACUCUUUGAUUGAGAUUGGAGUCAAAAUCACGUCCAUGAAUGUCUUCCACUUGAUCCGGAAUCGUCCCGAUGCUUUAGAUAUCUUGGCCUAUGCCGUUGAGUACGGCACGGAUCUCGGGAGUCUGACCGGACAAGAUGGAUCGACGAUUUUGCACAAUGCCAUUUACGAUUGGAUGGAGUUCUAUCCCUUCGUGCAAGAGGACGGGCGACAAGUUUCCAGGCCCCUGGUAGGAGACCCCAGACUGAUAGAGUAUAUCGUGAUCAAUUAUCCGGAGCUUAUUGACGAACAGAACCUCAUUGGCCAAACGGCUCUCCAUAGGGCUCUGUGCUAUUCCAAAAACAACCCUGGGAUUGCCGAGCAGUUGAUUGAACUGGAAUGUGCGGUUGGCAUUUCGGACGAAUGGGGUCGUCAGGAGCUACACUAUGCAGUCCAGCAACUCCAGUGCAAUGCCGAGAUUGUGCGUGCUCUGUGUAGGAGGUCAGAGGUCGACGUCAACGCCAUUGCCGAUAUCAUUCCAUACGGAAGAGUGGAGCCCUUGCGAAUGGCGGUUUAUGAUGGGAAUUAUGAGAUGGCGAAUGUAUUGCUGGAAGAUCCUCGGGUGGCUAUCCAUCAAGACUGUCUCGAGUUUGUGAAAUCGUUUGCAAACGGGGAUUUGUGGAUUCAAGGGGAACAGACGUGUUUUGAAAUCUCGAGACACGCUCGAUUCAACAAAUUUCGGUUUUUCAUCCAAGCCAGUCGCACCUUCCCUGCUUUUGGCCGUAACGAGCUAAAAUGGGAUCAUGAUGAUGUAACACAGUCCAACGGGCCCGAUUCGAUCUCAAUGGACGAAAGGGACACGCGAUACCACGACGGACAUUAG